Messenger RNA from Ustilago hordei, 687 nucleotides. RefSeq lists its product as uncharacterized. NCBI's taxonomy places the organism in Eukaryota, Fungi, Basidiomycota, Ustilaginomycetes, Ustilaginales, Ustilaginaceae. The record is from RefSeq and is a predicted model, not a curated record. Bases 1 to 687 code for a protein of 228 amino acids. The transcript has 4 exons.
AUGACCACCACCACUGAUGAUUUGCUUGACAUUUCUGCACAGUUGUUCUGGCAGUCUGCUACACCUACAAGCUCCACAACUCAGACCAGAAACAUGUCAUGGGAGCUGCACAGGAAAAUCCGAAAUGAGAAUGGGCUGAUGGACUACAAGGAAGCAACAGGAGACUUGGCAGAGAAGGUCUCCAUCAUCAAGGGCAAGGUUAGGACAACAGGAAAGGUUUCACAUGUGAGGAGAGGGUCCAAGUUCAGCCAAGAAGAGGACCAAGCUCAGGAGCAUGCAGUAGGUUACCACACAGGGUUAUGUAUCAUUGCAAUAGCAGAGGCUUUGCAACAACAUCUUGAUUGUCCACUGAAUGGAGUGUUCAAGGCAGUUAGCCAAAACCUAUCAGAACUCGACCAUCUGGUCACUUUCAAACAAAUCAUACCAAAUAGAUCUUACCCAGUUGAUCUCACCGAAAUCAACCGGAAGCGCCCAAUCUGGUUUCAGGCACACGACCGCUUACAAAACAUUCCUGCGCCGUCUCAAUCUGGUUCUGCAAGCACCCCUGACAUUUACACUUCCUGUCCAAAUCGAGCCUCUGGAUCUGCCACAGGCAAGAAGAACUUCACUUGGUCAAGUGCCAACAUCCUCUGCCUUGUCACAACCAUCUAUGACAGCGAGUCCUACUGUCAGGGGUCACGCGCCUGA